GAAGAGCGGGCAGGGGAACCCGUGACGGGAGCGAGCGCACUGCUGCGCCAUUUUGUGAGGAUACAAACGGACAGCACCAAAAAGCGGCAUAGGAAGUAAGAGGCACAGAGCGCAGGCGGCGAGUGGACGUGAGGUUACCAGACGCGGGCAGGCGAGUAGACGCCACGGCACCUGAGGUGCCAUGUUUCAGGACAUCCAGUCAGACUGAGGAGACCAUUCCUAGUUCAGUGGUAGGCUAAUUUAAAGAAAUUAACCUGUCUCUGAAGUGACUAAAGGGGAAUAAUGGUGAUUUUGCGCCGGGCUCGGCCGCCUGCUUCCGCCCUGACCAGCAAUGAAUCUUGACUCGCUCUCGCUGGCCUUGUCUCAAAUAAGCUACCUUGUGGACAAUUUAACCAAGAAAAACUACCGAGCUAGCCAACUGGAAAUACAACAUAUUGUGAAUCGGCACGGCCCUGAAGCAGACAGGCACUUGUUACGCUGUCUAUUUUCACACGUGGAUUUCAGUGGCGAUGGUAAAAGUAGUGGGAAAGACUUUCAUCAGACACAAUUUCUGAUUCAGGAGUGCUUAUCACUGAUAACCAAACCAAACUUCAUCUCUACUCUGUGCUACGCAAUAGACAAUCCUCUGCACUACCAGAAGAGCCUCAAACCUUCUUCCCACCUUUUUGCCCAGCUCAGUAAAGUUUUGAAGCUCAGCAAGGUUCAAGAGGUUAUCUUCGGCCUUGCUCUUCUCAACUCUUCCAGCUGUGACCUGCGUGGAUUUGCUGCCCAGUUUGUGAAGCAGAAGCUCCCUGACCUUCUGCGUUCCUACGUUGACGUGGACGUGUCCGGCAGCCAAGAAGGUGGCUUCCAAGAUAUUGCCAUAGAGGUCCUGCACCUCCUCCUCUCCAAUCUCCUUUUUGGCCAGAAGGGAGCCUUCGGGGUUGGACAGGAGCAAAUUGUUGCAUUUCUGAAGACCCUACGCAGAGAUUUUCCCCAGGAGCGCUGUCCGGUGGUGCUUGCACCACUUCUUUACCCUGAAAAACGGGACGUCCUGAUGGACCGUAUUUUAUCUGACUCUGGCGGAAUUUCCAAAACCAUGAUGGACAGCUCUCUAGCAGACUUCAUGCAGGAAGUUGGAUAUGGCUUCUGUUCCAGUUUGGAAGAAUGCCGCAACAUCAUCGUUCAGUUUGGCGUUAGAGAAGUUACGGCUGUACAGAUUGCACGAGUGCUUGGGAUGAUGGCUCGGACACACUCGGGUCUGACUGAUGGUAUUGCGUUGCAGUCUAUUUCUUCCCCUGGCAGCAGCAUCUGGAGCGAUGGCAAAGAUAAAUCUGAUGGAGCGCAGGCUCACACGUGGAACGUUGAAGUGCUCAUAGAUGUGGUUAAGGAACUUAAUCCCACCUUGAACUUUAAAGAGGUCACGUAUGAGCUUGAUCACCCAGGGUUUCAAAUCCGUGAUAGCAAAGGUCUUCAGACAGUGGUGUUUGGUAUCCAGAGAGGCCUUUGCAUGGAGUCAUUCCCUGUUGAUCUCAUCUACAGACCCUGGAAACAUGCUGAGGGCCAGCUGUCCUUCAUUCAGCAUUCCCUAAUGAAUCCGGAUAUCUUCUGCUUUGCUGACUACUCCUGCCACACUGUGGCAACUGAUAUCCUCAAGGCUCCUCCAGAAGAUGACAACCGGGAGAUUGCGACAUGGCAAAGUUUAGAUUUGAUAGAGUCCCUUCUUCGGCUGGCAGAGGUGGGACAGUAUGAACAAGUAAAACAGCUCUUCAGCUAUCCCAUCAAGCAUUGCCCGGACAUGCUGGUUCUGGCCUUGCUACAGAUCAACACCUCCUGGCAUACCCUGCGUCAUGAGCUCAUCUCAACACUCAUGCCGAUAUUCCUGGGCAACCACCCCAAUUCUGCCAUCAUUUUGCACUAUGCGUGGCAUGGCCAGGGCCAGUCUCCUUCCAUCCGCCAGCUUAUCAUGCAUGCCAUGGCAGAAUGGUACAUGCGUGGAGAACAGUACGACCAGGCCCGGCUCUCGCGUAUACUGGAUGUGGCGCAGGAUUUAAAGGCAUUGUCAAUGCUGCUAAAUGCUACGCCGUUUGCAUUCGUUAUUGACCUUGCUGCGCUGGCCUCUCGACGCGAGUACCUCAAACUUGACAAAUGGCUCACGGAUAAAAUACGAGAGCAUGGGGAACCCUUUAUACAAGCUUGCAUGACCUUUUUGAAAAGAAGAUGUCCUUCCAUACUGGGAGGCCUAGCACCAGAAAAAGAUCAGCCUAAGAGCGCCCAGCUCCCUCCAGAGACCCUGGCUACCAUGCUGGCAUGUCUCCAGGCCUGCGCGGGGAGUGUUUCACAGGAACUGUCAGAGACCAUCCUGACAAUGGUUGCCAAUUGCAGUAAUGUGGUGACCAAAGCACGUCAGCCACCACCGGGUGUGAUGCCAAAAGGUCGUCCUCCCAGCACAAGCAGUUUGGACGCGAUAUCCCCUGUACAGAUUGACCCUCUUGCUGCUAUGGCCUCACUCAGUAUUGGGGGCUCAGCUCCUCAUACACAGAGCAUGCCUGCCUUCCCUCCCAACCUGGGCUCUGCUUUCAGUGCCCCUCAGUCACCAGCAAAGGCAUUUCCCCCGCUUACCACUCCAAGUCAGCCCACUGCGUUCAGUGGCCUCGGGGGCCUGUCUUCUCAACUUCCAGGUGGACUUGGAACUGGCAGCUUGACAGGAAUGGGUUCUGGAGGCCUUGGCCUUCCACCUGUGAAUAGUGAUCCGUUUGGCCAAAGAAAACUGAGCACAUCUGGACUGAACCAGCCUACAUUCCAGCAAACCGACUUGUCUCAGGUUUGGCCAGAGGCUAAUCAGCACUUCAGUAAAGAAAUUGACGAUGAAGCAAACAGCUACUUCCAGCGGAUUUACAACCAGCCUCCCCAUCCCACUAUGUCUGUGGACGAGGUUUUGGAAAUGUUACAGAGGUUUAAAGACUCCUCCAUAAAGCGUGAGCGGGAAGUAUUUAACUGCAUGCUGAGGAACCUGUUUGAGGAAUACCGCUUCUUCCCUCAGUAUCCAGACAAAGAACUGCACAUAACUGCAUGUCUGUUUGGGGGCAUCAUUGAGAAGGGACUGGUCACUUACAUGGCUCUCGGGCUGGCCUUGCGCUAUGUCCUGGAAGCCCUGCGCAAACCUUAUGGAUCCAAAAUGUAUUUCUUUGGCAUUGCUGCCCUAGAUAGGUUUAAAAAUAGGUUAAAGGAUUAUCCGCAGUACUGUCAGCACUUGGCUUCUAUCAGUCACUUUAUGCAAUUCCCCCAUCACCUGCAGGAGUACAUAGAGUAUGGGCAGCAGUCCAGGGAUCCACCGGUGAAGAUGCAGGGUUCCAUCACCACUCCAGGAAGUAUUGCACUGUCCCAGGCACAAGCCCAAGCUCCUGCAAAAGCUCCGCUCCCUGGCCCCGUCACUACGAAUGCUGUAACUACCUCCGCCAGCACUGCUACUGCAAAAACUAUCACCAUAACCAGACCCACAGGCGUCAGCUUCAAGAAGGACGUUCCGCCCUCGAUCAAUACUACAAACAUCGACACCCUGCUGGUGGCCACAGACCAGGCAGAGAGAACCGUGGAGCCUCCCGAAAACGUCCAGGAGAAGAUAGCCUUUAUAUUUAAUAACUUGUCCCAGUCAAACAUGACACAAAAGGUGGAAGAGUUGAAAGAGACCGUGAAAGACGAGUUCAUGCCAUGGGUUUCUCAGUAUCUGGUUAUGAAGAGGGUGAGCAUUGAGCUUAAUUUCCACAGCCUGUAUUCCAACUUCAUGGACGCCCUGAAAAACCUGGACUUUAAUAAGAUGGUACUGGCAGAGACUUACCGGAACAUAAAGGUCCUGUUGACUUCAGACAAAGCUGCUGCCAAUUUCUCUGACCGCUCUUUGCUGAAGAACCUGGGUCACUGGCUGGGAAUGAUCACUUUGGCAAAGAACAAGCCCAUCUUGCACACAGACUUGGAUGUGAAGUCCUUGCUGCUGGAAGCGUAUGUGAAAGGCCAGCAGGAGCUACUGUAUGUUGUGCCUUUUGUGGCCAAAGUGUUGGAGUCCAGUGUCAGGAGUGUGGUUUUUCGUCCUCCCAACCCUUGGACUAUGGCUAUAAUGAAUGUAUUGGCUGAGCUUCACCAGGAGCAUGACCUGAAGCUGAAUCUUAAAUUUGAGAUUGAGGUUUUGUGUAAAAAUCUGGCUUUGGACAUCAAUGAUUUGAAGCCUGGAAGUCUCCUGAAGGACAAGGACCGCCUGAAGAGCCUGGAUGAGCAGCUCUCUGCCCCCAAGAAAGACCUAAAGCAAGCAGAGGAGCCCCCGCCUGUCACGGGUGCCAACGAGUACGCUAUCCGUACAGCAGGCCGGCUAUGGGCAUCUGUAGAGAAGCAGGAGUCUGAUGCGGUUUUCACAGCCACAGCGACUGCUCCCCCUCCUAGUACAACAUGCACUUCAAGCGUUCCUCCGCAGCCUCAAUACAGCUACCAUGACAUACACGUCUACUCGCUUGCAGGACUUGCUCCUCACAUUACCCUCAACCCCACAAUUCCUCUGUUUCAAGCCCAUCCUCAGCUGAAGCAGUGUGUGCGCCAAGCUAUUGAGAGAGCUGUGCAGGAGUUGGUGCAUCCUGUGGUAGAUCGUUCCAUCAAAAUUGCCAUGACUACUUGUGAACAGAUCGUACGCAAGGACUUUGCUCUGGACUCCGAGGAAUCUCGUAUGCGAGUGGCUGCUCACCACAUGAUGCGCAACCUGACUGCUGGCAUGGCCAUGAUAACCUGCAGGGAACCCUUGCUGAUGAGCAUAGCCACCAAUCUGAAGAACAGCUUUGCCACAGCCAUGCGGGCGGCUUCCCCUCAGCAGCGGGAGAUGAUGGAGCAGGCGGCAGCACAACUUGCUCAAGACAACUGUGAACUGGCCUGCUGCUUCAUACAGAAAACCGCCGUGGAGAAGGCUGGCCCCGAAAUGGACAAAAGACUCGCCACGGAGUUUGAGCUGAGGAAGCAUGCUAGACAGGAAGGACGGCGUUACUGCGAUCCCGUGGUUCUAACUUACCAGGCCGAGCGCAUGCCGGAGCAGAUCCGACUGAAGGUUGGUGGCGUGGACCCUAAACAGCUGGCUGUUUAUGAGGAAUUUGCACGCAAUGUUCCUGGAUUCCUUCCCACCAAUGAUUUAACACAGCCCACCGGAUUUCUGGCACAGCCAAUGAAGCAGCAGGCCUGGGCUACUGAUGACGUGGCCCAGAUCUAUGACAAGUGUAUAACUGAACUGGAGCAGCAGCUGCAUACAAUUCCGCCCACUCUCGCCAUGAAUCCUCAGUCGCAGGCUCUGCGCAGUUUGCUCGAGGCUGUAGCACUCGCCCGCAACUCCAGAGAUGCCAUUGCUGCCCUUGGACUCCUGCAAAAGGCUGUGGAAGGGCUGCUGGAUGCUACUAGUGGUGCUGACGCAGACCUGCUUCGGUACCGGGAAUGCCACCUCUUGGUUCUUAAAGCUCUGCAGGAUGGCCGUGCUUAUGGCUCUCCCUGGUGCAACAAACAAAUUACCAGAUGUUUAAUGGAGUGCCGAGAUGAGUAUAAGUAUAAUGUGGAAGCCGUUGAGCUGCUGAUUCGAAAUCACCUGGUGAACAUGCAGCAGUAUGACGUCCACCUGGCUCAGUCAAUGGAGAACGGACUGAAUUAUAUGGCUGUAGCCUUCGCCAUGCAGCUGGUUAAGAUCCUGCUGGUGGAUGAGCGCAGCGUGGGCCAUGUCACCGAGGCCGAGUUCUUCCACACCAUCGAGACUCUGAUGCGUAUUAACGCGCACUCCAGAGGCAAUGCGCCUGAAGGCCUCCCCCAGCUAAUGGAUGUUGUGCGAUCCAACUUUGAAGCUAUGAUCGAACGGGCCCAGGGAGGUCCAAACUUCAUGAUGCAUUCUGGAAUCUCACAAGCUUCGGAGUACGACGACCCACCCGGUCUGCGGGAGAAGGCAGAAUACCUUCUGAGAGAAUGGGUGAACCUGUACCAUUCUGCAGCCGCUGGCAGGGACAGCACCAAGGCUUUCUCUGCAUUUGUUGGACAGAUGCAUCAGCAAGGAAUCCUGAAGACUGACGAUCUCAUCACCCGCUUCUUCCGCUUGUGCACCGAGAUGUGUGUGGAGAUCAGUUACCGCGCCCAAGCAGAACAGCAGCAUAACCCGGCAGCCAAUCCCACCAUGAUCCGUGCCAAGUGCUACCAUAACCUGGAUGCCUUCGUGCGUCUCAUUGCUCUGCUGGUAAAACAUUCUGGAGAAGCUGCCAAUACGGUCACUAAAAUAAACCUUCUGAACAAGGUGCUCGGUAUUGUUGUGGGAGUUCUCCUCCAGGACCAUGAGGUGAGGCAGAGUGAGUUUCAGCAGUUGCCGUACCACAGAAUCUUUAUCAUGCUGCUGUUGGAAUUGAAUGCUCCUGAGCACGUCCUGGAAACCAUCAACUUUCAGACUCUGACCGCUUUCUGCAACACCUUCCAUAUACUCCGACCGACCAAAGCAGCAGGGUUUGUCUACGCGUGGCUGGAGCUCAUCUCCCAUCGCAUAUUCAUCGCUCGGAUGUUGGCUCACACGCCGCAACAAAAGGGCUGGCCCAUGUAUGCGCAGCUACUGAUCGAUCUCUUCAAAUACCUGGCUCCAUUCCUGAGGAACGUGGAGCUCACCAAACCUAUGCAAAUUCUGUAUAAGGGCACUCUGCGUGUGCUGCUCGUGCUGCUCCACGACUUCCCGGAGUUCCUGUGCGAUUAUCACUAUGGCUUCUGCGAUGUUAUCCCACCGAACUGUAUCCAGCUGAGGAAUCUGAUCCUGAGUGCCUUCCCACGCAACAUGAGACUUCCAGACCCCUUCACGCCCAACCUCAAGGUGGACAUGCUGAGUGAGAUUAACAUCGCUCCACGAAUCCUCACCAACUUCACGGGAGUUAUGCCUCCCCAGUUCAAAAAGGAUCUGGAUUCUUACUUGAAAACCCGCUCGCCUGUCACCUUUCUGUCUGAGCUCCGUAGUAACUUGCAGGUAUCCAACGAGCCUGGCAAUCGCUACAACAUCCAGCUGAUAAAUGCGUUGGUCCUGUAUGUCGGCACUCAGGCUAUUGCUCAUAUCCACAACAAAGGCAGCACUCCUUCCAUGAGCACCAUCACGCACUCUGCUCACAUGGACAUCUUCCAGAACCUGGCUGUGGAUCUGGACACAGAAGGUCGCUACCUCUUCCUGAACGCCAUUGCCAACCAGCUGCGCUACCCCAACAGCCACACGCACUACUUCAGCUGCACCAUGCUGUACCUGUUUGCCGAGGCCAACACCGAGGCCAUUCAGGAGCAGAUCACCAGGGUUCUCUUGGAGCGAUUGAUUGUGAACAGGCCUCACCCGUGGGGGCUUCUCAUAACCUUCAUCGAGCUGAUCAAGAACCCUGCUUUUAAGUUCUGGAACCAUGAGUUUGUUCAUUGUGCCCCGGAAAUUGAGAAGUUGUUCCAGUCGGUUGCCCAGUGCUGCAUGGGACAGAAGCAGGCCCAGCAAGUCAUGGAAGGAACGGGUGCCAGCUGAGCCGCGAAGAUGCUGAAGAAGUGUCUGCAAUGUGAAGAAUCCCUCGCACUGUACAGUUUGAUUAUUUUUCCGCCCCGGCAGCUCACAGCACUGUUUUCCUGCUGGGAAUCCAGCAGCCGGCAUGUCUUUGGUUUGGUUUGGGGGGGUGUUCUAAGGUUUGGCAGGUUACUUUUGUUUGUUUUAUUAUUUCCCCCGUUCUCCCAAAGUGUGGCCAAAAAGAGGAUUUUGUGAAUAUAUAUAUAUUUUUUUCUUUCUUGUAAAUAUUGAUGCAAUUCAAAAAAAAAACAACAGUCUGGGCUGGUCUUUUCAGAGCUUUCGCAGAGGGCCGGGGCCGCUGGGGACACGUUUGACUCGAAGCAAACGCUAUUUUUUUUUUUUUUUGGACUUGUAAAUGGCGCGGGUGCCGUCUGUACGUUGGCAGCGGCUUCCCCGCCGGUUCUGUUGGGUUUGUACACAAAGAUCUGGACCAAUCCAGGCCGUUUUGUAAGAGGUUUUGGAUGUUUUGUAAAUGUACCGGUCCUGUGUUGUAUUUUGUAGGUUUUCGGUUGUCCCUCUUGUAUGUAUAAAUUCUGUAGUUACACAUUAAAGUCAUCACGUGCAGCAAA
This is a messenger RNA of Spea bombifrons (plains spadefoot toad), 8118 nucleotides long. RefSeq names its product CCR4-NOT transcription complex subunit 1 (gene CNOT1). Gene Ontology annotation, molecular function: molecular adaptor activity. The transcript is spliced from 49 exons. NCBI's taxonomy places the organism in Eukaryota, Metazoa, Chordata, Amphibia, Anura, Pelobatidae. Gene Ontology annotation, cellular component: CCR4-NOT core complex; P-body. Bases 332 to 7513 code for a protein of 2393 amino acids. Gene Ontology annotation, biological process: nuclear-transcribed mRNA catabolic process, deadenylation-dependent decay. The record is from RefSeq and is a predicted model, not a curated record.